Copidosoma floridanum is the source of this 864-nucleotide messenger RNA. RefSeq names its product protein roadkill-like. Gene Ontology annotation, molecular function: protein binding. NCBI's taxonomy places the organism in Eukaryota, Metazoa, Arthropoda, Insecta, Hymenoptera, Encyrtidae. The record is from RefSeq and is a predicted model, not a curated record.
AUGGCACCGGAAUCGGGAAAACCAUCCCCGUGUCCUGAUUUCACGCGGGUCGCUACCGUUAAUCACGACGCUUUCUGCUGGGACGUUGUUUUCAGUAACCCAGCCCGCAGAGUCGGAGAAACACUGGGCUCGCCUUUUUUUUUCGUCAACGGCCACACGUGGGAGCUGACCCUCCACCCCAAACCCACGGUUCCCGAGACCAAGGAUCGCAGAUCGGACCUGGUGUGCGUGACCUUGUUGAGCAAAAAGUACGCGAGGACGCGUUACUGCGUGAGCAUACUUGACAACGAGAGACAAGUUAUUUACUCGUCCGGGGUGCAGGUGACGUUAUUCGAGCCCAAAGUGCCCGUGGGCGUCGACAGGUUUCGCAAGAUUCGCUUCGGUGGAACCGUGGUCAAGGUGUCGGUGUUGUGCGAGAUGUGGCCGGAAAACGGCCCGACCGGACACCUCAGUUGCAAGCACCUCUUCGACAGCAAGGACUUUAGCGACUUGACGGUGUUGGUAGACGGCAGGGAGAUCAGGGCGCACAAGUUGGCGUUGGCAAACAAGAGCGCCGUGUUUGGGGUCAUGCUGGGGCGCACCACUGCGAGUCACGUCACGUUAACGGACGUGGGGCACGAUGUGAUGACGGAGCUGAUCAGGUACGUGUAUUACGGACGAGUCGACGAUAUGGAGAAAAUAACGAAGGAACUCAUGGUGGCUGCAUUCCGAUUCGGUAUGUGGGACUUGAUCGGUGUAUGCGAGACGGUUUUGAUGGACAAUCUCAACAACGCCAAUGUCAGCGAUUACUUGAAAGUAGCCGUUAAGUGCAACGCUCGGUUGUUGAAGGACGAAGCUUUGGAAGAGUUUGUUAAAUCUCCGUAG